Messenger RNA from Bactrocera latifrons, 4011 nucleotides. RefSeq lists its product as uncharacterized. Gene Ontology annotation, biological process: chloride transmembrane transport. Gene Ontology annotation, molecular function: chloride channel activity. The record is from RefSeq and is a predicted model, not a curated record. Lineage: Eukaryota; Metazoa; Arthropoda; Insecta; Diptera; Tephritidae. Gene Ontology annotation, cellular component: plasma membrane.
GGUAUUUUAGUAGAGAAUAAUGUAACUGGUCGACUGGAACCAAGAGAAGCACCAGCGUGGAAACGUCGCGUUUUUCGAUAUCUAGUUAGUUUUCCUGUGAUCGGAAUGUGCCUCGCGCUUGUUUUUGUUGUGAUGUUUCUAAUGCUACGAUUCCAGGAUUGGCUGGAUCAUAAUAACAUACCUGAUAGUGGAAUUGCUCAAUGCAUGUAUAAUUUGCACAAGGAUUGGUGGGACUCUAAAUUGCCGGAAGAAAGCAUUCUAUGCUGUUUCAGUGUAAUACCAAAGGUCUUAUUAGCUGGGGCAAUCACAUUAAUGGAUGAGGCUUAUUAUAAAUUAGCUGUCUGGCUUAAUGAUCACGAAAACUAUCGUCUUCAAUCGAAAUACGAAAACCAUCUUAUUGCAAAAGUGGCUCUUUUUCAGUUCGUCAACUCAUUUUUGUCCUUAUUCUACAUUGCUUUCUAUCUUCAAGAUGAGGAUAAGCUGAAAGAGCAAUUGGCCGGAUUGUUAAUUUCACGACAAAUAAUUGGCAACCUUCGAGAGUCAGCAAUACCUUACUUCAUUGAACAAUGGAAACUAGCUAAAUUGAGCUUUAAUAUGUGGGGUGCGCUUAGCCCAACACAGGAUAUCAACCGAACCAUAAUGGAUUCAAGUAUUUCAACGACCACAUCGACAGCAUCCACUACCACUGGAAAAAUAAAAGUGGAAACACCGCAACAAACACCUACGAAACACGAAUCCAGUAACCCAUUGRUAAGAACUACAGCUUCAGCAUGUAAACGGAAUAUCGGGCAAGCAGAGAUCGAAAGUACCCUUUACAAGUACGAUGGGACAUUUUCCGAUCAUUUAGAGAUGCUGGUGCAGAUGGGUUAUGUAGUACUUUUCUCUGCUGCUUUUCCAUUGGCCGGUAUAUGUGCGCUCGUCAACAACUUGAUGGAGAUACGUUCGGAUGCCUUCAAAUUGGCCCACGUUCACCAAAGGCCAUUCGGUCAGCGUGUGGCUAAUAUUGGUACCUGGCAAAAUGCGUUUAGUAUUUUGUCGUUGGCUGCAGUCAUUGUCAACUGUGCGUUGAUUGGCUUAUCCGGGCAAGUUUCACGUUUAUGGCCUGGACUAACAACUGCUCAAACAAUAAUUUUGAUUGUUACCUUGGAGCACAUUAUGUUAGGAUUGCGUUCAGCGCUUACAUGGUUGCUACCUGAAUUGCCGUCGUGGUUGGCAGCKGAAAUCGCACGUGCCGAACAUUGUCGCAGAGAGAUGCAAUGUAAGGGAACUUCACCGCGACCCACACCACCGACACCUCCAUCUACUACUUCCACACAGCCAGACCAGGAUGYCUUAAUUUUAGAAGGCACAACCACUAAUGAUCAAUCAAUGGAGAGUCAAGUCGCUGAGGAUAUUUUAUACCAAGAGCAAUUGCGGCAAAGCUCAAACUAUCCGCAAAUGGAUGAAAUAGUCAAUUUCGGCCUACAACGCASUAUUGAAGCAGAUGUGAAUAUAUUUGAGAAUCGUGAUUCUUCGCCAGACUCACCCCCUUCACAAACCAGUACUAUAUUGAUAAGACCUUUACAUGAAUCAACACCGCCAAACAGUGGUUCAUCAAUGGCGAGCUUAAUUCAGGAGACUGGCCACGGACACGGCAGCGCAUGUAAAAGUUGUAAGCUGAAAAUGAAAAAUAUGGAAAUACCCCCAUUUCAUGGAUAUUCAAUUCGUAAUUUAAGCUCAAUUCAAUCGAAUCAAAGAUUGCACGCUUUUUCAGGAGUUUCUUUAAGCAGUGCAAGCACUCUGGCAUUAAAUACUAUCCGUCAGCCUAUWCAUAUACCAGAGAUACCGCCUUUCCGGAAAAAAUCAAAUGACUCAACUGAUCAAACUGGUAGCAGUGCGAGCAGUAGUCCGCUGCGCUCCAGACAUCCGCUUAUUUCGACACCUCCACCCAUGUUACAGCAUCAACCCACAAAAAUACCGGAGAUACCACCUUAUAAACAGCGCAAAAUCUCGGCAGAAAGUGCCACACAUAUAAAUAUGAGUGAUAAGCUUAUGCUUAAGGCACACGCACCCGAGUGGAUGUCCCGCUUGAAAGUCAGCGAUAAUAUAAACUUGCAUAGGAGUAUUGAUUGUAUUGCCAAGGAGUUAAAAAGUAAUACAGACACAACGGAUAUYUUAAAGCCAGCACCAUCCUGGAGUAACGUUGCCAUAAAAUCGCCAAACCAACAACAAGUAGCUGCCUCCUCAUCAUCUUCAUCGGCUGGUGGUGGCAGUUCUGGCAGUGCUGGCGGCAUCGGGACAGCCGCUAACAUUUUCGGGCGAACAGUAGAUGGUGGCCGCCCUAGUGUUGGUGGCAUCUCUACUACGUCGACGUCAUCGAUGCAACUUAAAAAACUUACUGACAAUGUCAAAAAUCCAACAACAGCGGAGAUAGUCGCAGGGAAAGGAAGCACAGGCAGCACAACACAAAGCGGCRGCACAGACGAGGAAGCUAAAGCAGCGGAGAUUGCAGCAAAAAAAUCACGCUUAAAGCAAAAGCUUGUAAAAAGCGCGCGAUCUGUUGGCAUAUUUUCGCUGAAAUUGAAAGAGCGGCGACAACGUGAAGCAGAGAAGGCGGCAACUAUAGCCAUUGAACAUGCCAAGGCUCUGGCUAAAUUGCCUCCCAUACCGCAACCAGGSGGCGAACUAUCUCUCAUACCUAUUGAACAGCUAAUACAAAUCGAAGAUAUAAAACCAACACCAAAAGCGCAAUCCACCACAACAACACUAACAGCAGCGACAAGUUUGUCCACUGCUGUGACUUCACCACAAGUAAUGACACCCUCAUCGAGCGCACUGGCGGCGGCGAUGCAGCAAUUUCAAAGUUCCGGAAAUUACUGAAUAAGAACACAGGGUAACGAUCUCAAUYCUACAUACAUACAUACACACAUAUUACAUAAAACAACAAUACUCAAAUAAAUAUAAGAUGCACACGGAACAUUUUGUCAUGUACUUACAUACAACUGUAAAUAUCUAAGAAUACGAAUACAAACAAAUUCAUAAAAAUACAUACAUAUUACAUUUAUAYAAAAGUACAUUAAAAUCUGCAAAAAUGUCAAAUCACUAUACACACCCUAUACAAUACCCAGACGUUGCACUAUAUAAUUUUUUAAAAUAAACAUGUAACUAUCAUUUAUGCAUAUGGGUACAUAGGUAGUUGGUAUCGAAAAAAGUAAAAUUAGUUUAAAUGCAAUAACUAAAAACCUCAUUCUCGUACAUAUUAUAUAUAAACUUGAAAUUCAUAGGAUACCUUAGCGAUUUUAAAGAAUUUGUUUUAUUAAAUUUAUGAUGUUAAAAAAAUGGUAUUUUCAUAAUUCACGCAUCCUCUUCUUAGUCAAUCAAAUUAGUUCAAUGACACUUCACAGCGAUAUCUCUGUAUCCAUACCUAUGCAAGUAUUCUAAACUUUUCACAUUGUAUAUGGAUAAAUUUCGUCUAGAAAUUUAAGAGGUGGUGUUAUAAGAGCAAUAUUUUAUAUGGAAACUUUAUGAGAGAGCUAAAUAUUUUUUCCAAGUUUUUUUUGCUUAAAAAAUAACAUUACGGUUUAAUAUUUUACUUAAUAUACCCUAAAAGAACUAGUUUUACAGCAUAUAUCACGCACCCACUUCAGAUAUUUCAGCUACCUAUGUAUACGAUGCCUAUGAAGAUACACAUCUACAAUAUGCAUUUGCACACAUGCAUACAUACAUUGUAGUGGUAGUGAGUAUGGCAUUUAUUAAAUCAAAUUUAGGCAAAAACUGAUAUUGACAUUUUUGUCACAGUGAUUGUAUUUUACAUAUGGGUAUAUCCAUACAUGUUAAUAACAUUUACUAUAAUUAUAAUUUAGGCAGAAGUACUAUAUGGGUCAUUCCAUCACAAAUUAAGAUUACAAUUUCUUUUUGUAUUCUUAAUAACAUUUACUAUAAUUAUAAUUUAGGCAGAAGUACUAUAUGGGUCAUUCCAUCACAAAUUAAGAUUACAAUUUCUUUUUUCAUGUAAAACAUUGUUUUACGUGU